Molecule: messenger RNA, 2115 nt
Organism: Radiomyces spectabilis
Lineage: Eukaryota; Fungi; Mucoromycota; Mucoromycetes; Mucorales; Radiomycetaceae
Exons: 11
Coding region: 43-2007 (654 amino acids)
Cellular component (GO): cytoplasm; membrane; nucleus
Source: RefSeq, a predicted model, not a curated record
GGGAAGAAACCUCACUAAUCGCCACAGACCUUUUGGCUUAAAAUGUCAGGAAAAAACCAGUACAAUGUCCUGGUGGACAUGGAAGACGAAACUGUAUACAACCAGCCUGCCACCAUUGAGAGCGAUGGACUAGAAUUUCAAGACUUUACCAGCAGCUCCAAUGCAGGCAGUUCUGCCAAAGCACCUCCACCACCGCCUAGCGCAAACAACAUCAACUACUUUGACACACAGCAACAGACAUCUCCUAGAAGCAAUAAACCUCUUUGGUCGUUAGACUACUAUGCCCAAUUCUUUGACGUUGAUACGACCCAGGUUUUGGAACGUUGCUUGAAGUCACUAUACCCCGUGGGAGAUUUCGCCUCAGACACGUUAAACAAUCAACCUGAUCUUUACGGACCGUUCUGGAUCGCGACAACAGUGGUUUUUGCUGUAUUUGUAUGCUCAUCGUUGGCAGGCUCUUUGGCAGCCUAUAUGAACGAUGCUACGCACGUAUAUGACUUUCGAUUAUUAAGUUAUGCCGUGUUCGUUAUCUACACGUACUCAUUCGUAUCGCCAGUGUUGGUCUGGGCGUCUACAAAGUACUACGGUUGCCAGCCCAACCUGUUAGAAAUCAUCGAUUUUUACGGUUAUUCUCUGACCAUUUGGAUCCCAGUAUCGGUUCUCUGUGUGAUGCCUUUUGAUAUUGCACGCUGGGUAUUUGUUAGUAUUGCUUUUGCAUUAACAGCCUUUUUCUUGACCAAGAAUCUUUACAUGGUCAUUUCUCGCGCUGAUGCGAAAACGUCACGUUUUAUCCUACUCGCCAUUCUGCUCGCUCACGCUAUUUUCGCCUUGGUGCUAAAAGUGGCCUUUUACAGUUAUGAUUUUAGAAAUACUUCAAAGUCUGAAGUUCCGCCUCCGGACUUUUCCAAAGUCAUCGAUGUGCUCUAUCCUGAACAGCAUGAGCAACUGGUAGAAGUAACCCUCAAGCAUGAACUGACCUCCCUAUCACAUCUUUUUGGUGAUCGACCCACCAAUUUCUCAAAGGCAUAUAUCAUAAAGUCUGUUCCAGGCUUGAUUGUCAUUCCCAACCCUUUCACGCCUCAAGCCCAGCGGUACCUUAUCAAAGAAAGCUUGUCCAACUACCCUCGCCCACCAAAUAUAUCUAACCUUGAUACACACUAUGACAUUGAUGUCGAUGGACUGUGGCAGCUUUAUGAGAAAGAGGAACAAGGCAUCUUGAAAGAUUAUUUGGUACCAAAAAAAGCGACAGCCGAGAGUGACAGUAGCGAUGACGAUACAGACAUAGACACAUAUGAAGAGGAACCACAACCACAGACACAGACACAGACAUGUCCGGCAACUGCAUGCUCACCGUCGUUUGUUCCGGAUCUGUCAGGGCCCAAGCCCGACCCUCUACCUGCUGCAACGGUCCCGCUUCUAAAACCGUCAGAACUGAUCCGAAAAAUCCGAUGGAUUACCCUAGGAUAUCAUUAUCAUUGGCCCACGAAAACAUAUCAUUUUGAUCGACGCUACCCUGUGCCAGACGAUGUUGCCGAGCUGACGCAUGCGGUGGCGGUGGCUGUUGAGGGUAUCGGUUACGAAGGAGAACAGCCAUGGAGGAACACGUACCGGGGUGCCGACUUUAGGGCACAGGCGGGUGUUGUAAACUAUUACCAGUAUCGCGAUGCUUUGAUGGGGCAUGUAGAUCGUAGCGAACUCAAUAUGGAAGCUCCGCUAAUAUCACUGAGUCUAGGCAAUGCUUGUAUCUAUCUCAUUGGCGGUGAAACACGCGAUACAGAACCUGUCGCGUUACAUCUGCGGAGUGGAGAUAUUGUAGUGAUGACAGAAGCCUGUCGAAAAGCGUUCCAUGGCGUUCCAAGAAUUCUGGAAGACACACUCCCAGAUUAUUUAUCUCCGGCUGCCACUUAUCCUGAUGCUCCAAAUUGGAAAUUGUUUGGGACAUACAUCUCCACGUCACGAAUCAAUAUCAAUAUCCGCCAAGUAUACAAAGAACAUAGCUCUACUUGAAGAUUCGAAAUUAAAGCAGCAUCACAGACAAUAGAAAAUGAAAUUGAAUGAUAGUACAUAAAAAAAUGAGUAGCAUUAUGGUUGCGCGGCCAGAGGAGAUAUGUUUAC